Molecule: messenger RNA, 2240 nt
Organism: Pan troglodytes (chimpanzee)
Lineage: Eukaryota; Metazoa; Chordata; Mammalia; Primates; Hominidae
Gene: C11H11orf65
Product: chromosome 11 C11orf65 homolog
Exons: 10
Coding region: 103-1044 (313 amino acids)
Source: RefSeq, a predicted model, not a curated record
GUCUAAUUUUAGGUUAGGGACCUGCGCAAUUUUGUGGUUGCAACUCUGUCUCUAUGCACGUUAAGAAAGGUUUAUUUGAAGUCAUACAACAGGGAAUUUCAAAUGCCUUGGAAAGAGGAAUCAGAAUUUACAAAGCAGGAUAAGGCUGCCAGAGUCAUUCAGCAGGCCUGGAAAAGUUUCCUUAAUGUCGCUAUAUUUCAACACUUUAAAAGUCUGAUUGAUUUAAGAAGACAGGGAGAACCACGUCAGAUAGUGAAAUAUAUUAAUCCCAAAGAGGCAGAGCUUCUAGAUGCUGCUGCUGGCAUUCAUGUGCGAUUCAGAUUAGGUGGAGUUAAAUUUCCACCUGAUAUAUACUAUAAGAUUUUUACUCACAGACCUAUUGAAGAUCUGUGUGCUAACAGCCCUAGAAAUUAUGCAAAACUUCCAGCAAAGCAUACAUCUCAUAAUAAAAAUGAUCAUCUUCAGGAAGAGGAUCAUAGUGGCUGGUAUCAUCGUAUAGAAAACAAUGGCUGGAGGCCAGUUUCUGAUACAUUUUGGCUAUCUACUGAUGGUAUGGUGGUGGAAGACAAAAAGGAAAGUGAAUUCCAUUUCUCUAAACUGAAGAGAAGGCAAGAUUUGGAAAAGAAAAGAAAACUUAGAAAAAUAGAGUGGAUGAGGCAAAUGUACUACUCAGGAAGUCUGGAGGCUAAGUCAACACAUCAUGAAACUCUAGGACUAAUUCACACUGCAACAAAGGGGCUGAUUAGAGCUUUUGAAGAUGGGGGGAUAGAUUCUGUGAUGGAAUGGGAAGUGGAUGAAGUGCUGAACUGGACAAAUACACUGAACUUUGAUGAGUACAUUGCCAGCUGGAAGGAAAUUGCUACAAGCAACUCUUCGGCUAACUUCAAAGGAUUCAGGUUUAAUCAAGCACAGAAAAACAUAUAUAACUAUGGAGGAGACAUAUCAAAGAUGCAAAUGGGAAUACCAGAUGAUACUUACUAUGAAAAUGUUUAUCAAGAACCAAAUGUAACUAGAUUAACCCCUGAUUCUACUUACGGACUAUAAAAACCAAUGGCAAACUGUAACAAAUGACAACAUGUAUGAAAAGAAUUUGAAAUGGGUAAAAGAAAAAAGAAUGUAUUUUUAACCUUGGGAAUAGCACAGCCUUGGAUUUAAUUUUACCAACGUAUUAUUGAGACCUAUUUCAGCAAACUCCUUGUAGCAAAAUCUGUAUUACCAUCUGCAGUCCAAAGGAGAUCUAUAAAGAUGCCUCGGUUCAUAAAGGUGCACACAGGACCACCCUGAUGGACUGUUACUCAUCUUCCAAGGGAUAAAGCCCCACCCUUAUUGACCACAGGCUUAAUGGUUAAUGCCAAUGAAUUAAGACAGUUCUCAUAUCCUAGCUGAACAGUAGGAGAGAUUUUUAAAAAUGCACAUAUUCCUGCCCCAUCUCUAGAAACCUGGUUUGAAUUUGAUCAGCAUCAAUGUUUUUUAAAUGCAGUACAAGUAAUACUAACAUGCAGCCUGUCCAACAUAAAUCAGGUUAAAGGAAGAAAAGCUGAGUAGUGGAAAAGUGGCAAGCCCAUACUGCACUCUACCUGCCAUGCUUCCCUGGGGAGGCCACACUCCUGAUUUCUUGUCUCACAUACCCUUACCAGAUUGGUGAAUGACUGGCAUAGGUACUAACAGCACAGACACUGAAAUUUGUUUGACUUCCUUUUUUCUGCCCUGGAUCAAGACAGGGCAGUGAUCCUGAUUACAUGUGUUUGCUCUGCAGGCCCAAACCCUAUUCAGGUGAGCUGUCCCAAAGUUAAGACAGCAGAGAGGUACUGAGGUAGCACCAGCAGUAAACUAGUCUGGCCCUCAUUCCUAAGCCACGUUCCUCUAGUAAUGAUGCUGACAAUUUGAUCUCCAUUUGUCUGACUAAUUAGUUCUGAACCUGAGCAGGGAAAAAGGAGAUAUAAAUUUCUGAUUUUUCUUAAACCCUAAUGGAAACCAUUCUGAAAAUAAUAAUACCAUAUGGAAUAUCUAAAUGUCAAAGAAUUGAUUUAUGAAUUGAAAACUAGAGACUACUUACAAUGCUCUAACAUUACAAGAAACUCGAGGGGGCUGAAGGCAUUUCUAAACCAGUAUUGUUGGAUGUGUGAAAAGGCUAAGUGCGCAAUCUCCUCCUUUCUGCUGCCCAGCCACAUCCCCCUAUGUUAAAAUGAAGCAGUGCUCUUCACAUCAGUGACUUCCUGACGAGAUACACAGUCUACCUG